Molecule: messenger RNA, 1773 nt
Organism: Eufriesea mexicana
Lineage: Eukaryota; Metazoa; Arthropoda; Insecta; Hymenoptera; Apidae
Gene: vg
Product: transcription factor vestigial
Exons: 6
Coding region: 1-738 (245 amino acids)
Biological process (GO): regulation of DNA-templated transcription
Cellular component (GO): nucleus
Source: RefSeq, a predicted model, not a curated record
AUGGCACAGCCAUCGGAACUUGAAUGUUCACCAAGGAUCACUUGGGGCGGCGGUUCACGAAGUUUGUCGAGUUACCGGAAGUGUUCUGCACCCAGUCCAGCAUCACCAAGGCCAACUCCUCAACCACGACCACCCGUUGCAUCCACCACUUCGCAACCCUCGAGAACGUUAGACGACGACAGGUCAACGGACGCCAUAGGUACUGGUACAGCGGCGGAGGACUCAGACGAUGGCGAGAGCAUAGCGCAAUACCUGAGCACAAAUUGCGUGAUCUUCACUCACUAUCGAGGGGAUGCUGCGUCCGAAGUGGAGGAACAUUUUCAAAGAGCAUUGGCGCACGACAAACCGAAGGAAAAUAUCUCUCCCAUGUUCAUGAGGAACUUCCCCCCUUCCUUCUGGAAGAGCCAGCAUCCUAGUGAAGUCUACGAGUGUCCAACGGAUCCAUGGCAUUCGCAUUAUCCACAGUAUCACCACAGGGCUGUGCACGAGUAUCACCACCAUAACAUGGCGACCGUGACGAGUUACGGCGGUCUGCUGUUGGGUGGUGCGCGAGGACUCGGCCACCAUGCGGCGCACCACGCGCACUCCGCGGCCUCCUACAAGGACUGGCCGUCGGCGACGCCGUCGCAGUCGUUCGUCGACGCUUCCUCCGCACCCUCUUACCCGCACGGCUAUUACGCACCCCUCUCUGGUCUCGAGUCUCAGGUGCAGGAAUCCAAAGACCUCUAUUGGUUCUAGAAGCGAGCCACGGAGUCUCGUGUACCGAACUAAUUCGCAAGAUCCGGUGGGUGCAUCCGCGAAAGAGAGACACGAGCUCGGAACCGCGAACAGCAAUCGGAAGAACAACGAACUGCGGGCGCUGGGACGAACGUGGCGACAAAAUGGCGCACGCGACGCUCGUGCAACGUCAUCGUGGAGGGACGAGGCAAACGUGAUAUUAGCGUGCUAGGGGAUGAUCGAGGAGCUGCUGGACGGGGAAGGAACUUUUGUUAUACGGCCGGACGAACGUACGCGAAGAUCGUUCACGCCGCGUCGAGCAAGUGUACAUAGUGUUACCUAAUUUACUUUAAGGAUCUACUAUUAGCGUACAACUCAGAUAGUAUUAGAGAAAUACUUUGCGCGCACUAUUACCUUCAUAGUGACUGACGAUAUGUCCGACCGGCCGCUGGAACAACAGAGCCUCUAGUUCGUAUAGAGUGUAGAGAAUUAGGCCAACGAAAGGCGUGUCUAAAUUUUCCAAAUAAUUACUGCAAGUGGAAGAUCUUUCGUAACGGUUGUCUCUUUCGUAGCGAACGUCCUCUUCGCUGGCAGUGCAAAGGUUCACACGGAGGGGUCUAUGUUCCUUGAAUAAUAUUAUCCAGCUCGUAGAGUGUGUAUUUUCUUUUCAAAAAUCACGGAUCGAUCGAAUUUAUCGCGAUGAUUAAGUUAUUGAAGGAAGAUACAACGAAGAGGAAGAUCGACGGGGUUAAUUAUUUGGCGAAUUUGGCUGCAGAUUUAAGUAAAAUAUUUAUUGACCAAUGAUCUUGCCAUAUACAUAUUAUAUAUAUAUAUAUAUUAUAAAUAUAUAUAUUACUAUUAUUAUUGUAUCAUAACACCGGACGCUGCAGAAAUUCUGAAAUCUCUCCAAGUCAGCAAAUUAAAAAUAGUUAUUACCCGAAUUGUCACAAUUAUUCUUUACAUCCUUCCCCAUAGUAUUAAUUAUAUCGCGAGACACACACGCGCACGCAAUGCACGCACGCACAACCGUCAUUCUGCCUAGCGGAUUACUCUACC